CUUCCUCACUGUCUCUCACUCCCUUGGAGGGUUCCCACGAGAAACCCUAACACCAAUUUAUCGGCGUUAAUAUCGGAUGGCGCUGCUCGCUGCCUUCUUCCUCCUCCUGCUUGCCUCCGCCGACGCCCGGAUCCCCGGCGUCUACACCGGCGGGGAGUGGGAGAGCGCCCACGCUACCUUCUACGGUGGCAGCGACGCCUCCGGCACAAUGGGUGGCGCCUGCGGUUACGGAAAUCUGUACAGCCAGGGCUACGGCGUGGAGACGGCGGCGCUGAGCACGGCGCUCUUCAACAACGGGCUGAGCUGCGGGUCCUGUUUCGAGAUCAAGUGCGCCGACGACCCCAAGUGGUGCCACUCCGGCAGCCCGUCCAUCUUCAUCACGGCCACCAACUUCUGCCCGCCGAACUACGCCCUGCCGAGCGACAAUGGCGGGUGGUGCAACCCUCCCCGCCCUCACUUCGACCUCUCCAUGCCUAUGUUCCUCAAGAUCGCUGAGUACCGCGCCGGCAUUGUUCCGGUCGCAUUCCGAAGGGUACCUUGCCGGAAGAUGGGUGGAAUCAGGUUCACCAUCAAUGGCUUCCGCUACUUCAACCUGGUGCUGAUAACGAACGUUGCCGGUGCCGGCGACAUCGUGAGGGCGUACGUGAAAGGGUCCAACACAGGGUGGAUGCCCAUGAGCAGGAACUGGGGCCAGAACUGGCAGUCCAACGCCGUCCUCGUGGGACAGUCCCUCUCCUUCCGAGUCACCGGCAGCGACCGGAGGACCUCUACCUCUUGGAACAUCGCCCCGUCCGAUUGGCAGUUCGGCCAGACCUUCGUCGGCAAGAACUUCAGGGUCUGAGAGCAAAGAGCUCUCAACCACCCCCUUCUCUUCUCCAGAGAAAAGAAAGAGAUUCUAAGCACCAGAGAAAAGUGAGGGGCCGGGUGUGAAGAAAAGAUUUGUUCGUCGUUUUUUUCAUAUGGGUCAUUAUAUUACAUAUGGUAGUGUAGUAGACAAGGUAAAAAAGUAUAGUUAGGAGAAAGGAUUGGUUUUUUGGGAGAGGGGGAGAGUUUAGGAGAGGGGGAGGAGGGUUUGACUGGAAAGUGUUUGUGAUAUUGUCGAGGCGGCUGAAGCGGCUGCGAAAUCGCGCGGCCCGCAGCCUUCAGCGGCGGAGUUCCUUUGUUUUUUUUAUCUAAAGGGGAUGUGAAAGUGUAAGGGAUGUGUGUGUCACCUGAUAUAUGGUUACGCUUCAUGUUGAUCAUAGUGUAUGAAGUGUAUAAGAUGAUUAAUCAAAUGGUUGGUUGGUGUGUUCAGAACUUCA
Molecule: messenger RNA, 1301 nt
Organism: Nymphaea colorata (pocket water lily)
Lineage: Eukaryota; Viridiplantae; Streptophyta; Magnoliopsida; Nymphaeales; Nymphaeaceae
Product: expansin-A6
Exons: 3
Coding region: 77-841 (254 amino acids)
Biological process (GO): plant-type cell wall organization
Cellular component (GO): extracellular region
Source: RefSeq, a predicted model, not a curated record